GCGGGAGCAGUUGGUGGGGAGGACAUUUCAGGCCGCGCUUUUCCCCAUCUACCACCUCCCCUCUCCCCCUCGCCCUGCCGCCGGGCCGCCGCCCACGGUUCUGGCGAAAGUAGCCGGCGGGAUCACGCCGAAAGGCCGCCACAUGCACGAGGUUGCCCUCCGCCCCCCCCCCCUCCUGCGUCGGCGGGCUGAAAAGUUGCAGAUCUGCGGCCCUUCGUCGUGGGCGGCCGGAUUGGGCUUUUUCGUCCGCCGGUGGCUGCGCCAAGCGAGGGAAUGGUCGGGGAGCACCUCGCGCAGCCCCUGCAAAGUCCCAUCGCCGCAUGCAGGUACGGGUUCGUCCUGUCGCCGGCGCCGACGGUUUGCCGGCAUAGAUUCGGCGGCCGUCUGCCGGGCUCGGCGCUCGCGCAGUGGCUCUGCGGCUCGUCGAUGCCGCUCAUACAGUGCGACGACUGUACGCGAACAGUGCUGCGGCUAACUUCGGGCAUGCCGAAGCACCCAGGAUGGGUGUUCUUCAAAUGCGAAAACGACGGGGAAGAUGGAUGCUCAUUUUGGUUUUGGGAAGACGAAUACAUUAAUUUAUUGAUAGAAAGAAACUUAAUAAACGUUCGUGCAUUCCUUAGUAGAAUCAAAGGUAAUGAAGCGGCUGCAUCUGCAACUAGAGGGAAAACAACGUCUACUUCUUUAUAACCAAAGAAGAAGAAUGAAGAAUGCAAAAUCAAGAAUCCGCAGAUCAACAAGGAAUGCAUGGAGAAGAUAUUGGUCCAACUAGUGG
Triticum aestivum (bread wheat) is the source of this 772-nucleotide messenger RNA. RefSeq lists its product as uncharacterized. The record is from RefSeq and is a predicted model, not a curated record. The transcript is spliced from 2 exons. NCBI's taxonomy places the organism in Eukaryota, Viridiplantae, Streptophyta, Magnoliopsida, Poales, Poaceae. Bases 274 to 687 code for a protein of 137 amino acids.